GAGCCGGUAAUUGGCAUUCCUUGCAGCGCCACCUGUCAGUGUCCAUCAGUGCCAUCUCUCAGUGCUCACCCAUGCCACCUGCCAGUGCCCAUCAGUGCCACAUUUCAGUGCCACAUCAAUGUCACAUAUCAGUGUCCAUCUGAUCUGCCUUUCAGUGUCACCCAUCAGUUCCAGUCAGUGCUGCCAGUCAGUGCCACCUAUCAGUGUGCAUCAGUGCCGCCUAUCAGUGCCCGUCAGUGCCGCCUAUCAGUGCCACCUAUCAGUGCCAUAUAUCAGUGC
This is a messenger RNA of Staurois parvus, 279 nucleotides long. The record is from the annotation of a GenBank genome assembly. Lineage: Eukaryota; Metazoa; Chordata; Amphibia; Anura; Ranidae.